Geodia barretti is the source of this 690-nucleotide messenger RNA. Lineage: Eukaryota; Metazoa; Porifera; Demospongiae; Tetractinellida; Geodiidae. The record is from the annotation of a GenBank genome assembly.
AUGAUCAACCGGCUGGAAGAAACUGGCCGGCCAAUAGAAAACAACGUGGUUGUUGCCGGCAUUGGCUGCAGCGGCAAUCUGGUUCAUCUGCUGGAGGGAGAGCAGCCCUACGGGUUCCACGGAAUCCACGGGCGAACGCUUCCGGUGGCGAUGGGCGUGAAGAUGGCGCGGCCCGAGCUGAAUGUGGUGGUGGUGGCCGGAGACGGCGACUUCCUGAGCAUCGGCGGCGAGCACAUCGCUCCGCAGGCGGCACGUAACCUGAACAUCACUGCGGUGAUUAUGGAUAAUGGCGUGUACGGGUUGACCAAAGGUCAGAGUUCGCCCACUACGCAAAUGGGCGCGGUUACGAGUAGUACGCCAUUCGGCAAGAUCGAGGAAGAACUGGAUCCGCUGGAGCUUUACCUGACGCUGGGUGUGUCUUUUAUCGCUUCGGGAUUUUCUGGGCAACCGCGUGUGCUGGCGGAUCUGAUCCAACAGGGAAUGAAUCACCAGGGAAUGUCGAUGAUUCACGUUCAGUCUCCCUGCGUGACCUACAACGAUACCUUCCAGUUGAUCAAGGGUAAUGCGAAAGAGGGUAUCGCUCCGUCGCUUUGGGAUGUUCCCGAAGACCACGACUCCAGCAGCAAACAGGCGGCCUACAACCUGGUGCAGCAAGGUGGUCUACCGGUGGGAGUCAUUUUUCAAGGAUGA